AUGGUGGCGUGCGCGAGCGCGUGCGCGCGGGGCGAGUGCGGCGAGGUCGCCGGCGCCGCCGCGGCGCACGCGCAGCUGACGGUGGCGACGCUGCGCAACGCGUCGGGCCACUGGGAGGCGCGGGUGCGCCUGUACCAGGAGGCCGCGCCGCCCGCGCGCCUGCAGCCGCUGCUGGUGGACGUGCGCCCGGCCUCGUCGCUGUGCGGCCCGCUGCGCUCGCACCUGCUCACCGUCACGCUCUCCGGGCCUCCUCUGGUCCCACCUGGCUACACUGAGCUGUCGGGCUUGGGGUUCUACCGGCUGUACGAGGAGAACAUCACGUGGCCUGAGGCGAAGUCUGCGUGCGAGGCCGAAGGCGCGCAUCUGCUCGUCCUCAAUUCGCAGGCCGAAGCCACGGCCAUCCAGAAGCUCAUCCAAAGGCACCCCUCCGUCACCCCGUGGAUCCACAUCGGCUUCCACGACAAGAUCAAAGAGGGACACUACGUCACUAUUUUCGACAUAAGUUUCAUCCUUGAAAGGAUUAAAAUACUAAAAAGAAGACAACUUCAACAACGCGAAGACAUUUUUGAACUAUUCAAGAACAUAUUUUACCACGAGAAAAGCGGAGAAAGAAUGGAAGGUACAAUUUCAUAA
Molecule: messenger RNA, 633 nt
Organism: Gryllus bimaculatus (two-spotted cricket)
Lineage: Eukaryota; Metazoa; Arthropoda; Insecta; Orthoptera; Gryllidae
Source: the annotation of a GenBank genome assembly